Messenger RNA from Mesorhabditis spiculigera, 327 nucleotides. Lineage: Eukaryota; Metazoa; Nematoda; Chromadorea; Rhabditida; Rhabditidae. The record is from the annotation of a GenBank genome assembly.
AUGUCUACCUCAGUCAAGCAUCGCGAAUUCAUCAGCGAGCCGAUGGGCGAAAAAGACGUCGAUGCCAUCGCCGGGAUUGGACCGACCUAUGGCGAGAAAUUGAAGAGCAGCGGAUUCGACAAGGCCUACGUGCUCUUCGGACAAUUUCUACUCCUGAAGAAGGACGAGGAGCUCAACACGGCACGAACUGCUUUAACUGUCUCAACGAGUGGGCGUCGCAAUUUAUCUAAGAGCUGGUUCCUCCGAUGCCCCUCCCCCUCGAACCGCCACAUAGAAGAAAUUCACCCUGCCUCAACCCACUUCACCCACUCAUCUCGGUCCGUUCCA